AUGGGCUCGCUCGGCGCUGGGCAGCAGGGCGUGCUGGCGCGCUGGGCAGCGGGGCGCGCUGGCGCGCUGGGCAGCGGGGCGCGCUGGCGCGCUGGGCAGCGGGGCGCGCUGGCGCGCUGGGCAGCGGGGCGCGCUGGGCUGCGGGGCGCGCUGGGCUGCGAGGCGCGCUGGGCAGCGGGGUGCGCUGGCCCGUCGGGCAGCGGGGCGCGCAGGCGCGCUGGGCAGGGGGGCGCGCUGGCGCGCUGGGCAGGGGGGUGCGCUGGCGCGCUGGGCAGCGGGGCGCGCUGGCGCGCUGGGCAGCGGGGCGCGCUGGCACCUUAA
Molecule: messenger RNA, 321 nt
Organism: Closterium sp. NIES-65
Lineage: Eukaryota; Viridiplantae; Streptophyta; Zygnematophyceae; Desmidiales; Closteriaceae
Source: the annotation of a GenBank genome assembly